Molecule: messenger RNA, 2902 nt
Organism: Oncorhynchus nerka (sockeye salmon)
Lineage: Eukaryota; Metazoa; Chordata; Actinopteri; Salmoniformes; Salmonidae
Exons: 9
Coding region: 206-2446 (746 amino acids)
Biological process (GO): regulation of transcription by RNA polymerase II
Cellular component (GO): transcription regulator complex; chromatin; PcG protein complex
Molecular function (GO): RNA polymerase II cis-regulatory region sequence-specific DNA binding; DNA-binding transcription factor activity, RNA polymerase II-specific
Source: RefSeq, a predicted model, not a curated record
CUUCAGUUUAAACGGAAGUGAACAGUGACUAAGAGCAAUUUCCACGUUAGCGUUUGUAUUAGGACGUUUACUAACACCAUGGAACUCAAAAUAUGACAUUUAAAUGCAUAGCGUCACAUAAUUAACCCAGGUAGUGUUUAAUUUUCGUUGGAGACAGGACUUGGUUGAUAUAUGUUAUCUAGGUAACGCUAGCUAGCUGCUAACAAUGGCUAACUGUAUGGUUUUUCACGCUCAAAUAGCCUCCAUCAUGGAGGUGCUAGCGAAUGCAGCCGUGGCAGAGAUCUGUAAACUCGUAGACGACGACUAUGCAGUGUUUCGUUUGGAAAUGUCUCAAAGCCGGAAAGAAAACGGCUCAUUGCGGAGGAAACUACAGCUUCAAGAACUGAAGGUGGCACGGGAGCGCGCAGAAAGGACAAUGCGAGAGCGCGUCCUCGCCAGCCGUCCCAGUAGUGUCAAAAUCCUCGACCGAAACAGAGGAAUGGCAAGAGGUGAAAGACAUCUCACUGGAGGCCACAGGAGUUUUGUGAAGCCAGCGAGAGACAAUACAUGGCGAGAUGACCAACCAAUCACUGUUGAUGAGGGGAGUGGAAUCUCAACCCAGCACGUUAUCAUGAUAGAGUCUGCAGAUGCAGAGGCUGCAAGUCCUGGGGUGAAGCUGGAGGGGUCUGAAGGAGAGGAACCACGGCACAGUAGUGACAUCCAGACUGGAGUGGCUGGAGUGCCCCAUGAAGCCCCUGAGGACUCCAACACCGCUCCAGUGCCGCCCAGGACCCAACGCAGCAUCACGGAGGAGGAGGAGGGUCCAGAGGUGCUGUUUGUGAAGGAGGAGGGCUGUGAGGAGGGUCUGGCGAACCCUGAGGGGAACAUGGUCAUGGAGGACAACCAGACUACACCUCCUUCUGAACCCACAGAGGAAUUAGCUGAGCAGCACAGGACCACAUACAGUCUCACUGAGUCAGUAGACAUGGAGGAUGGGAAGCCUGAUCUGCUGCUGGUCAAAGAGGAGACAAUAGAAGAUGGACCAGAGAGCAUUGACCUGCUGAGUGGACUAAAGAUGGGGGAGCAAGUGACUCUCUCAGGUGAAGGACAUCUCACUGAAGGCCACAGGAGCUUUGUGAAGCCAGUGGGACACAAUACAUGGAGAGAUGACCAACCAAUCACUGAUGAUGAGGGGAGUGGAACCUCAACCAAGAACAUUAUUGUGAUAGAGUCUGUAGAUGCAGAGGCUGCUGGUCCUGGGGUCAAGCAGGAGAGAUCUGAAAGAGAGGAGGACCCACGACACAGCAGAGAGAUCCAGACUGGAGUGCCCCAUGUAGCCACGGAGGUCCCUACCACCACCGCCCCAGCACCGCCCAAUACCCAACAUAGCAUCAUGGAGUCAGUAGACAUGGAGGAAGGGAAGCCUGACCUGCUGCUGGUCAAAGAGGAGACAAUCGAAGACGGACCAGAGAGCAUUGAUCUGCUGAGUGGACUAAAGAUGGGGGAGCAAGGUGGUUGGCUGGAGGCUAACAGAGGAGACUGGGUGGCCAUCUUGGAUUCCGAGACCGGUGCAGCCAAGGACCUGGGGAAUAACAUCACUGAGCAGGCCAGGACCAGAGGCGACAUAGUGGAGGUCAGUGGAUGGGACAGCAUCCUCAACUCUGGGCUGGGGAACAACACUGUUAACCAGAAACAAACAGUCGAACACAAAACAACAACUGAACUUAGUCUCCAUGACAACAGACUGGCUGAGAUCAGGGCGAUGCGUAGAGUUGGUCUGCAUGGACGGGGAGGUGUCCGUAUGCGGCUAGAGAGAACAGACAUGGACUUGGCUAGCAAUGAUCCGUCCUGCUCCUAUAGUUGUGAUUCAGAGAGACUGAUGGCGCCUCAGGUUAACCCCUUAACAGGUGCUGCCUUCAGCCUGUCUUCUAUAGGAUCUAUCAACUGGAAUAUGGACCCUGCGACAACACAGACACUCCCUGGCCUUAAUCCUCCUCACACUCUCCUAAUGUUAAACCAGACCUCAGACAAUGCAAGUUCCUCAACACUAAAUGGCUACACAAGCUCAUUGACAAAUGACAGUAGUAGAGACAGAAUCAGUAAAGGUGGCAGCGCCAAAGAGAAGCGCUUCCGGUGUUCGUUCUGUGGCAAAGCCUUUAAUUUCCCCCAACAGGUGGAGAUCCACCAGAGGAUGCACACGGGAGAGAAACCGUUCAGCUGCCAACUGUGCCGGGCCCGUUUUUCCCGAUCGUCCCACCUGAAGAGGCACCAGAGAGUCCACACAGGGGAGAAACCCUACAGCUGCCCCCAGUGUGAGAAGAGGUUUUCCCACCAGCACCAACUAAAGAUGCACCUAAAGAUCCACACGGGAGAGAGGCCAUUUGCCUGUAUACACUGCGAGAAGAGGUUCUCAGAGAGGAGCUACCUCAGGAUACACCAGCAGAAAAUGCACAGAGACCAUGUAUAGUAAUAUGUCAUGUAGAACUAUAUAGUUUGUUUAUAGUUAAUUCUGUUGAUUUUGGAUAUAGAGGGAACUGGGCGAGGUGAAAUAAGGAAAGAAUGAGUGAUGAGGCAGUAGAUGAUAUGGUGAUGGUUGAUGUGAUGGUGUCUGUAAAAAUGCUUCACUGAUGAAGUGACAACCUUGCCCUGUUUGAUGGUGUUUUAUAAAAUAGGAAAUGAUCGUGCCUUAAUUCAUGUUUACUUGACAUAAACGAGUGAAGGUGUGUGUAAUAUAAUGUGGAACCUUUUCCAAAGUAUUCUAAACUUAAUUUUUAUCAAAGUGAGGGUACCAGAUUUACAGAAAAGGUCAAGUGUGUGAGAAGUUAUUCUACUUAUCACGUAUUGUUUUGUGAAAUAAAUGUACUGUACUUCACAUUAUGUGAGUGUGACCAUUUUGUUGAAAUUAAAUUCAAAAUUGACUUCA